This is a messenger RNA of Coturnix japonica (Japanese quail), 7889 nucleotides long. RefSeq lists its product as uncharacterized. The record is from RefSeq and is a predicted model, not a curated record. Lineage: Eukaryota; Metazoa; Chordata; Aves; Galliformes; Phasianidae. Gene Ontology annotation, biological process: toll-like receptor signaling pathway; inflammatory response. Gene Ontology annotation, molecular function: signaling receptor activity; protein binding. Gene Ontology annotation, cellular component: plasma membrane.
UCAAUAAAGGAAAAGGAGAUAUAACUUUGGUAGUAAUUCCAUUGCCUCAUACAAGCACUUUUCUCUGAAACCUAAAGAAUGAACAAACUGUACAGACCUUUCUGGAGUACUGCCAGAUCACUUCUGACAGGAAAACUCAGCUGUGUUUUCUGCUCAUGUGGGUAUUGUUGCUAUGUGGAAAGUUCAAGACCAGCAGUUGGAAAUGUGUCGAAAUACUGUGGAAGGUUAUUGUAUUUCAAAGGGUGAAGUUUUUAUUCUAAAUCACUAACUGCCAUUUAAUUCAACCUGGUUGGAAGAGUACACAGUUCCUUCAACUGAUCACAGAAUCAUUAAGGUUGGAAAAGACCUCUAAAACCACUAAGUCCAACCCCAGCCCACUCUCCUGCCCCAUGCCCACAUCCCUCAGUGUCACAUCUCUGUUGUUCUCCAACACCUCAGUUCAUGGUGGACUUACCUUCAGAAUCCAUGAGUUUUGUUUAACUCUGCUGACAUACCAGCUGUCAAGCCAACCAUGUCCUCACUAAUGGGUGUGCCAAGUGAGGCAAGUAGGGGUUUAUUUCUUUUGAUGAGGAAAAAAACCCCAGAAUCUCCACUAAGUCAUUUUGAGCUCCAGAAUAAUGUUUUACAAAGGAGGCAGAGAGGGUGGGAGAAAAAGAAGGAGAAAAAUACUCAUGCAUGAAAAAAAAAUGCAGCAGCCUUAGAAAAAGGGGAAAGCACUUACUAGGGGAAAGCAUAUUUAAUAGAUGUACAUCAUCAUUAUCAAAUAAUUGGCAGUGAAGAAACCUGAAUUCUCUAUGCCAGCCUUGGUGAUGGAUAGAUCUUUUCCUAGCAAACCAGUCUCACAAGUAUUUAUAUAUGUACAUAAUCUCACGUGGAUAGCACAGGUGACUGAAGCUGUGGUAGCGUGGAAGUGUUUGCAAGAUCAUGCAGAGUUGAAAUGAUAUCAUGUAUAUACUUGAGGUUUGGUUAACACUUCAGUUUGUAUAAAUAUAGAAUCAUUUGGAAGGGCUCUUGAAGGUCAUCAAGUCCAGCUCCCCAGCUCUACAUUUUAGACUAAUCAGUGUAAAAAUUAUUUUAUGCACACUGUUAGCCCAUCAAUGCAUUAUUUUUAAGGUUUUGGAAAUGGGUGUUCUGUGAGCAUGCACUUGUCUUCCUGUGUUGUCUGGAACUCUGUUCUGAUACGUGCUGGCAACAGUUAUUGAGUGGUAUUUAUAGCUUUGUUUUGUUCUCUACUGGAAAGACUAAUCUCUCAGAAGCUCCAUUCCAGCACCUCAGAUUAAUUGUCUACAAAUUAACUUCAAAAAAUUCUAGUGCAGGAGUUGUUUUGUUGCAGGAAGUAUCCCAGCUGAGAUAAGGGUGCUGUAUAGAUAGCAAAAAGGAGCAAGGGGCAAGGGAUGGUCCUCUUUGUACGAGUCAGCAAAAGAUGGCUGUGAGCAGCUCCAAGAAGAAGAAUACAUACUGAUAAAGUCAAGAAAAAAAACAAUACGAACAAAAAACCCUGCCUACUUGUGGUAUUUUCAUGUAAUAGAUCUGUACAGCUCGCACUCAGUGUUGCUUAUUCUACAUUUUGUGAUAUAGAUAGAACUAUGGAAAGCAGGGAUACGGACAACAGAAAUCUUUUUUAAUGAACGUGGUUGGCAUACAAGUGUAACAAAAUACCAUGAGCUUUAAGCAGAUGGCUAUUUCACAUCAGCAAUCAAUAUAUCUACAUCAAUGCCUUUAUUACACUGCCAAUUUAUUAUGACCUCUUAAGAAUGUUUAUCUUUGGUAUGACUAAAUGAAUGCUUAUUUCAGGUCACUGUAUCCCUGUUCUGCAUCAAAACUUUUUAUAUCAGAAGCAGUAUCAUUUCAAUCAACUAAAAGCAUCUCUCUAAAAUAUCACACCACAAAAGAUUCCCAAGGGAUGCAACUGUCAACAAACACAAAGUUUAAAUGUUUGUAUCACACUAGAGGUUUAUGAGGAAGUCUUUGCAUUUGCCCCCACUGAGGUAUAAGCCUUAUAUUAGUUUAAGUUUGUUAAUAACAAGGUUUUGGCAGUGGCACAGUUAGUUUAUAGCAAUGGUCCUAGCCAAAGUAUCCAUACAAAAUCUCAAACUCAUGCGCUGAUUUCAGUUGAGUAGGUGUCAAAAAAAUCUGAUUAUGGGUUAGAGUUAAUUAUUAAAGAACAUACUUAAAGACUUAAACUCGGUUCAUUUGAACAUAAAGUAACAGAUUUGCCUGUGUUUUGUAAUUGGUUAUGAAUUGUCUUCUUGGAUUAUCUUGACAAAAAUCUGGGUAAACAGAAUGGUAAUGGAUCGGUAACUCUGCAAGAACACAUCUUAUUAUAGAUACUGAAGUUGGAAAGCCAAAUACAAGAGCAAAAUCUGUCUAAAAACAGAUAACUUCUGCUCCCACUCGUUCCAUGCCAAUUCCCUAAUUAACAAUUAAGACUGGGAUUAACUCUGACUUCAAAUGAAAUUCUCAUCUAAGAAGCUGUCUGAAGAAAAGUGAGAGCCAAAACUGUUUCUAUGUCAAAGAAAAGAAAAGAAAAGAAAAGAAAAGAAAAGAAAAGAAAAGAAAAGAAAAGAAAAGAAAAGAAAAGAAAAGAAAAGAAAAGAAAAGAAAAAGAAAAGAAGACAGACUAACAUAGUCCACCAGCUGCUACAUCUGUCAGAAUUAUAAACACAUUCAGCAGCAGAAUGGAACAGAAUCAUUUCUAAAAGUUGUUCAGCAGAACCAUGAUUUCAAAACUCAAGCAGCUUGACAUCUCUUCUUCCUGUUUUAACUUCACACUGAGAUGCAGGCAUACACAGAGAACAACAUGGAUAUAAGAAAGGAGACAGCGGCUGAGGAUGAUGGAGACAGCGGAGGAGAAAGCUCGGCCCAGCACCAGGAUGUGUUCCCCCCACUGCUGCCCACCCCGGCUGCUGCUGCUGCUGACAGGGACCCUGAUGCCGAUGGUGCACUCGUAUGGCUUUCGCAACUGCAUCGAGGAUGUCAAGGUACCUUUCCACUUCCGCUGCAUCCAGCGCUUUCUGGAGUCACCGGCCCCAGCAGUGUCUGACCUGCCACCACAUGCCACCGCACUCAAUCUGUCAUACAACAUCAUGCGCUGCCUGCAGCCCUCUGCCUUUGCCCGCCUGCCACAGCUGCAGACCCUGGGUCUGGCCUAUAACAAACUGGAGACCCUCUCCCCUGGUGCCUUCAAUGGGCUGGGUGUGCUGAAUGUGCUGGACCUGUCUCACAACCAGCUGACCACACUCGCUGAAGGGGUGUUCAACAGCUUGGGCAACCUGUCCUCGCUGCUGGUACAACACAACCCCCUGCGCACGGUGUCACCAAGUGCUCUGCUCCCCCUGGUCAGCCUGCGCCUCCUGUCUCUGCGGGGUGGGCGGCUGAGCGGGUUGGGGCCGGUGGCAGCAGCAGUGCAGGGACUGGCACAGCUGGAGCUGUUGGACCUAUGUGCAAACAACCUGACAACGCUGGGGCCAGGCCCACCGCUACCCGCCUCGCUGCUCACUCUGCAGCUGUGCAACAACUCGCUGGGGGAGUUAGCGGGGGGCAGCCCGGAGAUGCUGAGUCAUGUGAAGGUACUCGACCUCUCCUACAACAAUAUCUCACGGGCAGAGGCCUUCACCCAGCUCGACCUGCACAACAUCAGCCUGCUCCACCUGAUGGGCAACCCCUUGGAUGUCUUCCACCUGUUGGACAUCUCUGAUAUCCGACCUCGCAACCUGGAUUUCUCUGGGCUGGUGUUGGGAGCUCAGGGGCUGAACAAGGUGUGCCUAAAGCUGCAGGGUCCCCAGGCCUUGCAGCGGCUGCAGCUACAACGCAACGGGCUGAAAGAGCUGCGGAGUCAUGAGCUGGAGUCGUGUCCUGUGCUGCGAGAGCUGGACCUGUCCUGGAAUCGGCUGCAGCAGGUGGGCUGUGCCAGCCGUCUGCUGGGCAAGAAGCAGUGGGAGGAGCUGGAAGUGCUGACAGUGGAGCACAACCUGCUGAAGAAACUGCCGUCUUGCCUGGAGGCCCAGGUGCUGCCACGGCUGCACAACAUUUCCUUCCGCUUUAACCGCAUCCUGACUGUCGGGCCAAGUGCCUUCGCCUACGCCCCGGCCCUGCGGGUGUUGUGGCUCAAUAUUAACAGCCUGGUGUGGCUGGACAAGCAGGCGCUGUGGGGGCUGCACAACCUGACAGAGCUGCGCCUGGACAACAACCUGCUGACCGACCUCUACGGCACCUCCUUCGCUCACCUCUGCAGCCUGCGCACCCUCAACCUGCGCAACAACCGUGUCUCUGUCCUCUUCGCUGGUGUCUUCCAGGGGCUGUCCAAACUGCAGACGCUGGAUUUAGGGGGCAACAACUUGCGCCACCUGGCCGCACAGUCACUGCAGGGGCUGCCCAAACUGCGCCGGCUGUACCUGGACCGUAACAGACUGCUGGAGGUGAGCAGCACUGUGUUCGCCCCAGUGCAGGCUACCCUGGGGGUGCUGGACCUGCAGGCCAACAACCUGCAGUACAUCUCACAGUGGCUGCGCAAGCCACCGCCCUUCCACAACCUGAGCAAGCUGUAUGACCUGAAGCUGCAAGCGCAGCAGCCCUAUGGGCUGAAGAUGCUGCCUCACCACUUCUUCCAGGGCUUGGUGGAGCUGCAGCGGCUGUCACUGUCACGGAACAUGCUGCGGGCCAUCCCACCGGAUGUCUUUGAGGACCUGGGCAAGCUGCGCUCCCUGACACUGGCUGACAGCAGCAAUGGGAUACAUGACCUGCCUGACGGUGUCUUCAGAAACCUGGGCAACCUGCAGUUCCUGGACCUGGAGAAUGUAGGGCUGCACUCGCUCACUCUGGAGGUCUUUGGCAACCUCAGCAAGCUGAAGGUGCUGCGUUUGGCCAGAAACGAGCUGAAGACCUUCAAUGACAGCGUUGCCAGCCAGCUGCCUUCCUUGCGCUACCUGGACCUGCGCAAGUGUCCACUCAGCUGCACCUGUGACAACACAUGGCUGCAGCGCUGGCUGAACAACAGCCGUGUGCAGGUUGUCUACCCCUACAACUACACCUGCGGCUCACAGCACAAUGCCUACAUCCACAGCUUUGACACUCGCGUCUGCUUCCUGGACCUGGGGCUCUAUCUCUUUGCUGGGACUGCACCGGCAGUGCUGCUGCUGCUGGUGGUGCCGGUGGUGUACCACCGAACCUACUGGAAGCUGAAGUACCACUGGUACCUGCUGCGGUGUUGGGUCAACCAGCGAUGGCGGCGGGAGGAAAAGCGCUACCUCUACGACGGCUUUGUGUCCUACAAUUCAGCUGAUGAAAGCUGGGUGUUGCAGAAGCUGGUGCCUGAGCUGGAGCGUGGUGCCUUCCGACUCUGCUUGCACCACCGCGACUUCCAGCCGGGCCGCAGCAUCAUUGACAACAUCGUGGAUGCUGUCUACAACAGCCGGAAGACAGUGUGCGUGGUGAGCCGCAACUACCUGCGCAGCGAGUGGUGCUCUCUGGAGGUGCAGCUGGCCAGCUACCGGCUGUUGGAUGAGCGGCGUGACAUCCUGGUUCUGGUGCUGCUGGAGGACGUGGCUGAUGCUGAGCUGUCUGCCUACCACCGCAUGCGGCGGGUGCUGCUGCAGCGCACCUACUUGCGCUGGCCUCUUGACCCCCCAGCCCAGCCACUCUUUUGGGCACGGCUGAAGAGGGCACUGAGGUGGGGGGAGGGAGAAGAGGAGGAGGAAGAGGAAGGCUUGGGUGGAGGGGCAGAAAGGCCCAGGGAGGGAGACAAACAAGUGUAGGGAGGGUGUCAGCUGGCUGCAGGAUGGAGGAAAAUCAACUGUAGGGUGGAGGACAACAGCUGGCCAAAGUGCGACAGGGAACCAUCCAUAGAGUGGAGGACAACCGGCCAAAGGGUGGAGGAGAGCCAGUGAUAGGGUGGAUAGCAACUAUCCAUAUGGAGGAUGACAACCAGCUGUAGGAUGGAAUGUAACAGCUGCCCAUACAAAAGACUACAGUUGACCAUAGCGUUGAGGAGAACCAGCUAUCAGAUGGAGGACAACUGAUCAUAGGGUGGAUGACAACUAGCUGUAGAUGGGAGGAAAACUGUGAGAUGGAGGACAGCCAACUGCAGGGCAGAGGACAGAGGGCCAUAGAGAAGAAAGUAACUGGCUGUGCAGAGGAAGAGAAGAUACCACAGAACCACAACAGGGCUUUUCUCAUCCCAAAAUAUCAGGGUCCCCUCCCAAGCGACAUCAGAAUGUCCUGUCUCACACCAAGUACCCAGAUCUGCCAAUUCAGAUGUCUCUACUCAGUCAAAAUCAUUAAGUACUGUAGAAUUAGAUUCUGUGAUUCCCCUCCAAAAAGGCCCAAGAACAACUUUCCUCACUUUAGACUGUUCCCCUCCAAAAGGACCUCAAACUGGCUUUUCUUGCCUCAAGACGCUUGUACCCAUCCCAAAGGUCCCCAAAAGUGCUUUUCUCCCCCAGAGCAGAGUUUCUGGGAUCCCACAAGGUGUUGCCACCCUUGGGCUCUGUUGUGCACAGAGAGGGGUCCCCAAUAAAGCAAAGUCCCCCCUGCUUCACUUGUCCCUCGCUAUGGUCAUAUGUGGGGUGAGGUGGGAUGGCAUUUUAUGGGGCCGGACCAUGGCACAGUCUGAUGAGGGGGGCACCAUCUCUGAGUUCUUUUUGUCCAUUUUUGGGGAUUCUGACUGCAAAAUGGGGGGAAAACAGAUUUUGAGCAAAGAACGGGCUGAGGUGGGAAAGCCCAGGAGGUCUCAAACUCUCCCAAACCCUCUCAGUAUCACCAGAGCCCCGUCCCUCCGUGCCACAUCCCCACGGCUCUUGGAUGCCUGCAGGGAUGGUGAUUCUCCAGCUCCUUGGGCAGCUGUGCCACUGCCUCACUGCUUUCUAGGAGCACAAAUUGUUCCUGUUACCCAACCUGGACACAGGACGUGGCUGCCAGCAGGUCACACUGUUACCAUUACUCACUUGGUAACUACUGAGUGAUGAGGAAGUGAUUUAGAAGAAAGACAGGGAAGGGGAGUCAACCAGGACACAUGGGAGAAACAAAGGGAAAAUGAAUGGGAGGAAGAAAGAAGACAAAGUGAGACUCUUUGCAGCUGUGCCAAGGCAAGGGACAAGAGGAGAGGACACACUGAAAUACAGGAGCUUCAUUCACGUGGUCACACACUGGAACAGGAUGCCCAAAGAGGCUGGAAAAGCUCCAUCUCUGGAUAUCCAAAUACGGGAUGCGGUUCCUGAGCCACCUCCGAGUUGACCCGUUUUGGGAGGGGAGUGUGACCAGGUGAUGGUGUCCUGAGGUGGUUUACAGCUAUGCUGUAAAUACGUAAACAAAAGCUGGAUGCAGAACCAUUGGCUUUACAUCUUUCCUUGCACAGUGAUGGUUUCUGAGGGUUUUGGGGCUGCUUUCCAGGAAACCCCAGCGCAGCAGUGGGACCUCAGCACGGCCAGGUGAAACUGUGGGACUCCUGAAGCAGUGGGACGUGAGAGGAGCGUUCCCAGGGCACCCAUGGCCUCGUGCUGGAGGAAGGGGCAGGAAGGAGGGCAGAACAGAACCAGAACCAGAACAGAAGCAGGAGCAGACACUGCCACCUCAGCCAGCUGUGAAGGGCUCCCAGGCUGCCCACCCAGAUCUUGCUUCCAGGUUGAACUCAGCACAUGAGAAAAGCACAGCAGAUUCUUAUCAUCUUUAUUAAUAGUUGUUUGUGUUUGUUUGUUUUUUCCAAUACAGUAAAUCCUCUCUACAGCGACAGGUUAGUUAAAUCUGGUUUACAUAUUGCCGUCCUGUGUGAGAACCGCAGCCUCAACACCACUGUGAGAAAACCAGGUUGCGCUCAGACAGGGAAAGGGAGGAAAACGCAUUCAAUUCUGAUGUGACCAGGAAAAGAGGAGAACCAAUGAGAUCAAAAGAACAAA